Molecule: messenger RNA, 1882 nt
Organism: Aplosporella prunicola CBS 121167
Lineage: Eukaryota; Fungi; Ascomycota; Dothideomycetes; Botryosphaeriales; Aplosporellaceae
Exons: 4
Coding region: 373-1569 (398 amino acids)
Source: RefSeq, a predicted model, not a curated record
CGGUCCGGCUGGCACGCUGACCACCGCCAUAAGCAGUGCGACGUUACUCUCCAUACAUUGGUCGAGGAUCCGCGCCCUGGAACCGCCACAGUGCCCUCAUCGUGUCGGCAUCCCUGUCAGCGGUCCCGCUCUCGCAGAAACAGUGGGGGGCUGAGCAAGGCUUGCCGGCGUCGACGACGGGCCAGCCAGCGUCACCGGGCUGUGCAACUGCUCCUGUGAGCCUCCUGGCACGCACAGCCCCCCCAGUCGUAAAUAAUCCAGCGGGUUCGCUGCCACAAUCUACGAGCCUGUGAGUCUACUAGUUAACUACAGCACUUACCGUUCCCGUCAAACUGCUUUUUGCUUGGUUUUGGGGGCCAGUUAGAUCGCACCAUGUCAGAGAAACCUCCAGACGAGAUUCAGCCCCCACUUGCACAGCAACACCACCAACAUCAACAACAACAGCCUUACUCGCCGAGAACCAGCGUUGCCAGCCAAGGCCAACCGCAAUGUGACCCGGAGAAGAUCGCGCUGGAGCGGCCCGACCCACCGCGCAGCUACACGGACGGCACGUUAGUCGACACAACGAGCCCUCCAGCGGACAUGGACAUGGACAUCGAGCGGGACGCGGAGGCGCAGCUACCACGGCGCGCCACGACCGGCAGCAGCAUCAUGCACAAGCUGGGCGGAAUCAAGCAGAUGGCGCGCAACCUGACGGGGGGCCUCAGCCAGCGCGAGCGCGACGACGCCGACCUCACGCCCGAGCACAUCGACUACCACCCCAACGGGUACCCGCGCCUCGCCGCCUGGAUCAACAGCGACGAGAACUUCCUCAUGUGCCGCCGUUACGGCUUCCUGCACGCCCGCGUCAUGCUGUACCGCCAGGACGAGCUGCGCGAGCUGGAGCAGGCGCUGCUGGACCUGGAUGCCGAGGACGAGGAGCGCGAUCGCCGGUUCUUGAUGUCGCGGGAGAAGGAUGACCGAAGAGAGGGCGCGGAGCGGAAGAAGCUGAUUAACGAGAUCGAUGCGAAGUUGAAAGAGUAUGACGACGCCGUCAUGCGCGCCCGCCACAUGGCGUCUUUGCCCAAAGCCGAGGACCGCAACUACGACAGCCUCGCCAACUGGAUGAGCAACCAGGCGCCGCUCUGCGGCACGGAGGCGCGCUUCGUCGAGCACCAGCAGGACUUUGUCGCGCUGCUCGACCCCAAAGAAGGCGGCUGGUUCGACGCGUUCAUCGAAGACAUCAUCUUGCCGUUGUUCCCCCGUAGGAUGACUAUGCUCAUGUUCUCCGACCGCUCUCAGCGUCUCAGUACUCGUGACAAGCACACUUAUCUCUUCUCUAAGCCGCGUAUCGACCGCUUCGCUCGUAUCCUCGUCACCUGCCUUGCCGUUGCGCUGCUCAUGGCGCCUGUCGUCGUGUUGUUCCAAGACGGAGAAUCAGGCGCGGUGAAAAUCGUCGUCAUCCUCGUCUUCACGCUCGGCUUCUCUGCUGCCUUAUCUGUCUUUACCAAGGCAAAGCGGCACGAGGUGUUUGCUUCUACUGCAGCAUACUGCGCCGUACUAGUCGUCUUCCUCGGGAACUUCAACUAACCCUCCAAACCAGCUAUACUACAAAAUGUCAGAAGAGCAGGGGCCGGGCUGCUAAAAGCUGCCUGCUGGGCACUGGCAGCAAUGCCAACGUAAAAACUAUAUACUACUCCACUCGCUAGACGAGACGCUAAAGCUGGAGAGAGGCAGCGCGGUCUGCCUGUUAUACUACCUAUGAGAACAUGAGAACGAGAUGAGAAAUGGCAAUGGCAAUGAUAACGAAAAUGACAAUAACUAUUAUAAGUAGUUGGACAUGUCUGAAUAUUGCGCAGCGAGAGUAGCAGGAAACAACUUCAAGAAUCCAAACAAGCACUGC